AAAAUGAAACAACUAAACGACGUAUAUUAAUAUCGUUUGCACCAACCGUAGCCUUACAAAUGAAACAACUAAACGACGUAUAUUAAUAUCGUUUGCACCAACCGUAGCCUUACAAAUGAAACAACUAAACGACGUAUAUUAAUAUCGUUUGCACCAACCGUAGCCUUACAAAUGAAACAACUAAACGACGUAUAUUAAUAUCGUUUGCACCAACUCCUUCACCACCAUUUCUAUUAGCCACAAUAGCUUAUUAGCCGCUAGCAGCACAAUAGCUUAGCACCAUAAGUCAAUGAUUGAAAUUUACCCUGUACCUUCCUGUCCCAUAGAGAGUGACAGAGCCAGUCUGCAAACUGCACUUGGAUAGGUAAGGCAUAAAAUGUCUUUGUUGGAUGCAUAGACAGUAGCUAUAUAAGAAUGUUGUGUGUAUUUUUUUUUACCGCCAUAUUGUUGUGAGGGACUGUGACGCUUAUACAGUCUUUGUUUUCUAAUGGUUUUACAUUUCAAGAUAUCUUCUUUUUUGUUUUUAGCCAUGAACAGUAUGGCUGCUCCUAUUAAAUGGUGCCAUAUUUGCCAGACACCUGGCAACGUGCAGCAGUUGGAGGAGCUUGAGAAACUCUUACCAUCUGGAUACACACAUCUGCUGUGUGUGAAGGAGGAUGAGUUUCGAGCCCAUUUAAAAGUGCAGCUCUCCACUAAAGAGGAGGUGGAGAAAUGGCUUGAGGAAUUUCAAAAUUCCUCCACUUUAACAUGGAGGAAUGCCAGAACGUAUCCGGCGUCAGGGCGAUACAAUGUGUAUAGAGUUGAUCUCAGAUGCCAGCAUAAAACCUACGCAUCUGGCAAAUACUCAAGAAACACCAACUGCCCUGCCACACUGUUUCUUGUCCUCAAAAGAAGUAUGGAGAAUAGGAGGUCAAGAUCGUCAGAUCGACACAUGGCAGAGGGUUACCUCCUAUAUGUCAACUUGAGGAAUGAGCACAACCAUCGCCUUGCUUGCGCCGAUGCCCUGAGGAAAAGGGAUGUGUCGGCCGUCACCAUUGAAAGGCUGACUGAGCUCUUUGAGAAAGGUCAUUCUCCCUCAUCUGCUCUCGAUACCAUCAAAUAUGACCUGCAGGAGGAAGAGGGAGACGAGUACCACUAUGCAGCAGCAGACCGCGCCAUCUGCCCAGACGUCCAGUUCUGCUACAGCGCAUCAACUGGUGGUUGGUACCACGUCAAUACAGGACUGAGCUGCUGCACCUGCCCUGUUGGCCAAACUGGCGCACCUUGCAAGCACCAGAGUGCAGUGGUACAAACAUUUGGUGUGAGUGAGACACUCCCACUAACAAGCAUACCUCAUCUCAGGAAGCUCUUCUAUGAAAUUGCUUCAGGAGGGACCACUCCAGAUGACUGGUUUGAAAGCUUGAUUUAUGAACAGCCUGUGGAGCCAAAGUCAGUGUUGCAAGAGUGCAUGGAUGGAGAAUUUCUUGCUCCAGCAUCGAAGAUCAUCUCAGAUGACCACCAGUCCAGUGAAGAGGAGGUUGUCAACACAUCAGCUGGGCCCAGCCCAGGGACUUUGGAGAGGGAGCUGGAUGGCAUUUUGGGGAUCCUCAAAAAAACGGACAGUGCUGUCCAGUCAUCUUUGUUCUCCUAUGGAAAGACCAGCUAUGUGCCUACUAGGAUCCGUGCCACACCAAGGGGAUUUCUGCAAACGACCACUAAGAUUGGUGUGCAACCAACGGCGGUGUCACGCCGAAAGGCAGCUUUGGGGGGAAGAAGAGCUCUGGGAGCUGGCAGACCUCCAAAGAGCUCCAGGAAAGACCACCCUUACACAAAGUGCAGAAGAGCAAAAGCUGUGCCACACAGCCUGUCUCAUUGUGUGCAGGAGAACACCUCCCUGGGGAAAACCCACUAGGUGCACACACACACCCUACCUAAAGUCCAUAACAGUUCUCUUAAUCAGUUAUUGAUAAAUUCCAGCUCAAUCUGUUUGUUUUGUUU
Perca flavescens (yellow perch) is the source of this 1977-nucleotide messenger RNA. RefSeq lists its product as uncharacterized. The coding region runs from base 488 to 1891 and encodes 467 amino acids. NCBI's taxonomy places the organism in Eukaryota, Metazoa, Chordata, Actinopteri, Perciformes, Percidae. The record is from RefSeq and is a predicted model, not a curated record. The transcript has 9 exons. Gene Ontology annotation, molecular function: zinc ion binding.